Messenger RNA from Schistosoma margrebowiei, 4225 nucleotides. NCBI's taxonomy places the organism in Eukaryota, Metazoa, Platyhelminthes, Trematoda, Strigeidida, Schistosomatidae. The record is from the annotation of a GenBank genome assembly.
UACACAUUCUGCGCAAAUAUGACUGCAUAGUUUCUUGAUAAAAUAUACCUGAAUAUCUUUUGUAUCAUAGACAGCACAUUCUUUGUGGUAAUCGUCUUUACAAGUUGAGUAUACCAUACUUUAGUUCGUAAUUAUGUCGAAUAUUAUACGUCCUGAAUCCUUGUUAAUGUGUCACGAUACUCAAUAAAUCCGCUACAUUUUACAUUGCUGUGGUCCGGACGACUGUUAAUUUCCUUAACAUGUGUUUGGGCGGAUUGUUCGAAUAAAAUGAUAACAUGGCUUGUUUCUGAGCCUAAAUGUUUGGGUCUCGAUAUAUUAACUUCCCCGGGACUGUAAGUUUUCAUCCCAUUAGCACUUGAAGGUGAUCAUCUCCAAGGUAUGCUUAGCUCAGUUUCACACAGAACGCUACUUCCUCCCGAGAGAACAUCCAACUUACUUUAUUGACUUAGUACAAAAAUAUUUAACUAAAUGUGGUGUGUAUUAUCCAUCAAUUUAUGUAGCCCAGAUUGCUUCCCUGUAUGACAGAUGAUUUACAGAAGUAUUAUAUCUCGACCAAUCACAUUCAUCGUCUUCGUCUACCAAACAAUGAUUCAGAUAGUCGGACACAUCAUUUUCCCAGAUGCGCAACAUUACGCACUCAAAUAAUUAUCUUGGGAAGUAAAUCCAGACGCGAUUUACUAGGUAAAGUAUUUGGCUCCAAAUAUGAUUCUGGUCAUGGCUUCUAGUAGUUAACAGAAUAUGCAUAAAAAUCCCAGUUAACAUUGUUACUGUGUAACGGGCUGUGUUUGUAAGGAAGUGAAGAAUUUCGAGACCGGUUGUUCUAAGUACCAAUUGUUCCUGUUGUGUAAACCUCUUGCAUACUGAAUUUGGAUGACAUCAAGAUCGUUGAAGAGUUUUGACUCACAAAAGUUUCGAAGUGAGAAAGUAUCCAUGUCCUGAUUGUUCUAUCCAAGAUUCACUACCUCAGUAUUUCACUGCAUGUUUCAAAAUAAUGAUUUACGAACAAGGACACUCAUACAGUUGUCCUAACGAUUCUGUUUCCAUCCAGACCUUGCAUAUCAAGAAAAUAUUCUAAAGACAAACCACGUAAAAUUAUACAUACGCUGUCAUUUGUCAGUGGUUGGGAUCUACGCCAUUACUGUUGUUUCAAACUGAGAAGGCAAGGUUCAGUAUUAAUCUUUGUAUAAAAUAAUUGGUCAUAUUACAGUAAAGACAAGUGUCUUGAUUCUUAGUUGCUGACAGUAAACAUUUUAUUACUUGAAAAUCAUAUCUCUUUCCAAGCAUAAGUGUUACGCGAUGGAUGAUCUUUCACUUGACUAGGUGGUACUUUGCUUGAACAGUAGUGAUACUUCCUGUCUAACUUAGUCAAAUUAGAUGAAGUGGUUUUUUUCUUGAGAUACGGGUAGCUUAACCACUCACCGACGAGCCGGCUACCGCUAGAUAGGGUGAGUGUUAGUAUCAGUCGCCACCCUGAUGGUGUCCAAGACAACCGUUUCUAUAGAAAACUGCGAUGUAAAUAGGAAGCUCAUAUACGAACACAAUCUUUCUCAAGGUAAUUUAAGGUAAGUGUGACUAACGUCUGUGAUCUUUCUUUGCAACAGAUGUCCGGAGAUCCUACCACCACCUUUGUCUACCGUUCAGAAAUGUUCUGAAAUAUUGACUUCCUCCCCCCUUGAAUCAUAGGAUGGUUGUCUGGAUGUAAUAUUAUAAAUAAAACUUUAUGUGUAUAGAGUAUACAAUCGUGGGGAUUUAUCACAGUGAUGAUUUAGCAGUUAAAGCGAUCGGCUCAACCAUAUGGUUUCACAUUCGAAGCACGCUAUAUCUACUUCGGUUUGGGCAACCAAAUAGUAUCAGUAACCUUAGUACAAAAAAAUGCAACCUGGUCGAUCCUGUGAGCCUCUAGUGUAUAAGUUAGUUACCACUGGAAGUUCCAGUCGCAAAUCAAUUUUAUGUCGGAUAUGGCUGUGACACGUUUCAGAAAUUUCUUUUUACCAGUUUGCUGAUCCUACACUACAACUAAUUAUGUAAAUAAUUAUGAAUAAUAUUAGUUAAUCGAAAUAUUUAUGAAUAUGACUUCAUGUGAAGGAGAUAACCGUUUGUAGGUGUCAUUAUUCUUCUUGAAUGUCAUAUUGUGUACACCCAAUCUUUUCUAUGACCAUUGAUACUGUUAUUUCAUCUACUAUUCUACCAUUUGUGUCGAUGGUUUCAUCUUGCUGUGUUAGUAGGGUACAGCAACGUGAACCCAUGCUCAUAUGUGCUAGGUUCUACUGGGCUUAGGACUGACUUAUUGUAUAUAAUUGGUAGUACAUGUACAAGACAAAAAGAAUAUUUUUCUUCUUAAUCAAGUCAAACAGUUUUUUAAUCCACAAAUCUAGAAAUUGUCAAAUUAGAUUCAAUAAAUACAAUUAUAAUAAUUGUCAGGUAAAAAAUAAGGUAUGUUCUGAUAUUUAUGUUUUCUUUCUGGAUCUUCACUCCUUUGUUUUUUUCCAUCUUAUUGUAGGUCUCAUUUACUUAUGCUUAAGUGGAUUGUUUGUCAUGUCAGAUCUGUCCUGUAACGCAGAUGUAACAGAUUCUUUUAACAUUACACAGAAUACACCUAUUCCUAAUUCAAAUUGCACUUUGUUGGAUGAUGUAAUUGUUGAAAAUCAUAAUGACUGUGAUCCAUGUACUCAAGGUCCGUCAGUUAAAAAACCUAGGUUAUUUGAGCAACAAGAUACUCUUUGUAAAUUGAAUAAUGGUUUCAAGGAUGGUUACAAUAUAUGCAACUUAAAAAGCUUACCAGAACUUCAAGAAGAACUUAAAAAAGUUCGACUUUGUUUCGAUUCAAAAUUAAAACUUGCUCUAAAAGAGAAAUUGUCCAGAUAUAUAUCUUUUAUUGAGACAACAGAAAAAACAGUAACUAGUUUAAAGGAAGAAAUAACUCAAUUAACAGGUCGAAUGGAUUUCAUUGAGUCUUCGUCAAAAGACUUGACGAAAUUGAUUAAUGAGCGAAUUCCUUUGCCUGCUCCAACAAGUGGUAUUGGUCAGUCGAGAACUCUUUCUUCUCAAGCUCCUCGUUUACCUGUACUAUCUCAUUCUCCUUCGGUAUCCGCGCCAGAUCGAUCUAUACAAACAGUGAAUCCUUCGAAUCGACAGCCGAAUCUAACUUCAUCGAAUUCUGUUUCAUCUAGAUUAUUAUCUGUUCUACCAAAAACUUUCGAACUUCAAUGUGUUCCUCCUCAAACUGCAUCAGGUACAGUUUUAGCUGUCCAGGUCAAUGAUACUAUUGACCUAACAUCAGACACUAAUAUAGAAAAUGCUUGGGAAGAACAUUUGGUUUCUGGCUCAACAAAUACGAAAAAAACAAAUAAACACAGUGCCACACCUCUUUCAAAUUUACAGAACGGGAUUAUUUCCACAAUAAAUGUUCCACCCUCAUUCACAUUUGACACUGGUAAUAGUCUGGAUAAUGGGAAUUCAAAGCAAUCAUAUUUGGACUUGGCAUCUUUAUCUCAAGCUCAGAAUAUAACUACUAAUCAAAUAACCAAUUCUCUACCAUACUCUGUUAUUCCCGAUGUUCAACUACUUCCUGUUGCUUUGCUACCUCCAGUUCCAACACAACCAGUAACUAAUAUCAACCAUCUUCCAUUGCAACCUGUUCCUCAGCUAACUAUUGCAGAAGCCGCUGAAGGAGUUUGUUUACAAUGGUCUAUUACCUAUCCAAUUGGAUCAUUUGAACCUGCUAUUUCUUAUGAAAUUUAUAGUUAUGCUUCAUCUGAAGUCAAUUUAGUCACUGUUCAAACGUCAUUACCAUGGAAAAAGGUUGGUGAGGUAGCCGCCUUACCUUUGCCUAUGGCGUGUACAUUAACUCAUGUUCAAGCGAAUAAUAUGUAUUAUUUUAUUGUUAGAUCAGUUGAUCGAUUACGUCGAUAUAGUUCAUGGUCAAAUGUUGUCAAUGCUUAUGUCAGUUGAAAAGCAUCAAGAAAUUUUCAAUAAACCUGGGGAUUUGAUUAAUGUCCCCCCUCCUUGAAAUAUUCCUUUAUAAAUGAAGAUAUGUGUACUUUUUCUAUUGCAUUUACCCAGUAAAAAUACGUCUGUACAGUUCUCAUCUAUGUCAGGAUGUGUGUAUGUAUGUAUGUAUGUAAAUUUUCUUUUCUUUGUAUUCAGGGAUUUUAGCCCUAAAUUGAUUUUCCCUCAGUUAUAUACUUUAAUAUUUUGUGAUCUAAACGAAAUAUGUAUCACAGUG